Messenger RNA from Purpureocillium lilacinum, 1695 nucleotides. RefSeq lists its product as uncharacterized. NCBI's taxonomy places the organism in Eukaryota, Fungi, Ascomycota, Sordariomycetes, Hypocreales, Ophiocordycipitaceae. Gene Ontology annotation, biological process: transmembrane transport. Gene Ontology annotation, molecular function: transmembrane transporter activity. The record is from RefSeq and is a predicted model, not a curated record. Gene Ontology annotation, cellular component: plasma membrane.
AUGAACUUCCACUCCAUGUUGACGGAUCUUUUCGGGGCAUCCCUCAUGAGUGCCAACCCCCACGAAGAGGUGGUUGAUGACUACGACGCGAGGCGGCAUGGUGGUGGCAUGGGCGUUUGGCUAGGUAUAUGGACGUGGUGCUGGAUUGGCUCCCUGGGCGUUGGGUUCCUGGUCGGCGCCUGCAUCAUUGACCGGUACCCCCCAGCAUGGGGAUUCUACGUCAGUAUCAUGAUCUUGGCCGUUGUGCUAUUCCUCAACGUCGUCUGCCCGGAGGUCCGUCGGUCCACCUUUCGACGUUCAGUCGCCGAAGUCAGGACUGGAUCGGACAUUUCACGGCGAGUGGCACGGGGCGAGAUCAUGAUGCACCGCGUGAAGACAGGUCCACGAUGGUGGGGGCAGGAGGUAUACCACGGUGUUGCUCUGUCACUUGAAAUGCUUCGCCAGCCUGGAUUCGCGAUCAUGGCCCUCUAUUCAUCCUGGAUCUACGCGCAGGUGGUUCUCAUCAUUGUGCUUUUGGGAUCGCUCACGUCGAGAUAUUACACCUUUCGCUCACCGGAAGUCGGACUGAUUGUCGGGGCCGUGGCCUUGGGAGCACUCCUCGCGAUCCCGUUCGAGAAAGCGGGUCUAUUCUCAAGGUCUCGCCAGGCCCAAAUGAACAGCAACCUGGCAACGCUGAACCGGAAGGUUGCGUGGUCCUCUCACCUAGUUCGACGGUCGAUCUUCACUCUACUUUUGCCACUGGCGGGAAUAUGCUACGCGGCUGUCUCGUCGGGCCCCCCGAUGCAUGUGAGCGUUCCUACCAUAUUCGCGACAUUUGUUGGCUUCUUUUCAUGCCUUGCCAUCGCGGAAUGCAACGGAAUUUUGAUGGAGACAUUCGACUGCUCCGACUUGUCCCCGGGAAUGACAGGCCGACAAAAAGGCGGCCCUGGAAAGAAUCAGAAACGGACCAACUACUCAUCCUUCCCGCGAGUCACUGCGGGUUUUGCUGUUAUCCAUGGGCUUGCAUUUGUGCUCUCUGCCGGUGCAACGGCUUUGGGUGGAGUCGUCACGAGAAGUCUUGGGCAGCAAGUAUCCACGGGCGUUGUGGCCGGAAUACUGUUGGUACUCACAGUCCUGCUGCUCUUGACACUGAUUCGCUUUGCCAGUGUUCAAAUUGUGCCGAAAUGCAAGUCAAAGGAGAUGGACACACUCGUAGAGGCCCGGCGACGAUCUACAAUCCGUCGAGCAUCAAUGCCCGAUGACCCGCAGGCCGUACUGGAGGAGGAGAGAGCUUGGCGGCCUGUCAUGAUUGGCAAUCCUACAAGCAAAAAGCGACGGAUGAAUCUACUGGAGCUCGGCAGUCUUUCUCGUUGGCAAGAGAUCCGAAAGAAAAACCGACUGAUCGACGAAGGAGCCCACCUAAACCGGGCAGCCCUGGACCAGGGCUUCGAGGCGCUUGAUGACCAGGUGAGCGACUUGCAGCGAGAUGCCCGGGACUUUUUUCAUGUGGGCAGCGUUCGAAAGAAGGGAUCAAGGCGGCUGCACUACACGGACGAGGGGAGCGAAACUGCAGAGGACUCGAUCGAAAUGGACACAUUUGACAUGCGCGGUGCCGGAGCUAUGCCGUCGAGGCAGGGUCGCAUUGUGGAUAGGGAGUGCGUGAUGAGCCAGGCUGUCGAGGAAGAGGGGCAGCACAACACUCAGCGAGGGCAUUGA